UUUGUUCACUUUGUACGUGAAAUAUUAUUUACAUCAAACACGGUGAACUUUCUGUCCAGAAAAGAAAAAUGAAGACAGGACAUUUUGAAAUGGUCACCAUACUGCUGGCAGCCAUGAUUCUAAUAGACCUCUUCCAGGUGAAGGCUGAGAUGUUAGACAUGGCAGAUAAUGCGUUUGAUGAUGAAUACCUGAAAUGUGCGGACAGGAUGGAAAUCAAAUACGUUCCCCAGCUGCUCAAGGAGGAGAAAGGGAGCCACCAGCUCUUAAACACCGUAUGGGAAAACGCCAGAGCCAAAUGGGAAGCCCGAAAGCCUCAGCUCUUUCUGCCUGUGAAUUUUAAGGAUAACCAUGGGAUAGCCUUGACGGCGUACGUUUCUGAAGCCCAAGAGCAGACUCCCUUUUACCGGCUGUUCAGCGAAGCCGUGAAGACGGCUGGCCAGUCUCGAAAAGAUUACAUCUACGGCUUCCAGUUCAAAGCUUUUCAUUUUUACCUAACAAGAGCCCUGCAGUUUCUGAGAAGGCCUUGUGAGGACAGUUAUAAAAAUGUGGUAUAUAGAACGAGCCAGGACACCUCAUUUACAUUUGGAGGGCUCAACCACGCCAGGUUUGGCCGUUUCACCUUGGCAUAUUCAGCCAAACCUCAAGCUGCUAAUGACCAGCUCACUGUGUUAUCCAUCUACACAUGCUUUGGAGUUGCCAUUGAAAAAUUUUUUGAUGAAGAAAGUGAAAGAAUUACUUUAAUACCUCUGAGUGAGGUUUUUCAAGUGUCACGGGAAGGGGCUGGCAAUAACCUUAUCCUUCGAAGCACAAACAAGACCUGCAGCCAUUACGAGUGUGCAUUUCUGGGUGGGCUCAAAACCGAAAACUGUGUUGAGAACCUCGAAUAUUUUCAACCCAUCUAUGUCUACAAUGCUGGUGAGAAAACCCAGAAGAUUGAAGACCCUGGUAAGACAUUUUCAUAA
This is a messenger RNA of Propithecus coquereli (Coquerel's sifaka), 962 nucleotides long. RefSeq names its product ADP-ribosyltransferase 3 (gene ART3). The record is from RefSeq and is a predicted model, not a curated record. Lineage: Eukaryota; Metazoa; Chordata; Mammalia; Primates; Indriidae. Bases 69 to 962 code for a protein of 297 amino acids. Gene Ontology annotation, molecular function: NAD+-protein-arginine ADP-ribosyltransferase activity; NAD+ poly-ADP-ribosyltransferase activity. The transcript is spliced from 6 exons.